Molecule: messenger RNA, 1050 nt
Organism: Arthroderma uncinatum
Lineage: Eukaryota; Fungi; Ascomycota; Eurotiomycetes; Onygenales; Arthrodermataceae
Product: Lpz11p
Exons: 5
Coding region: 1-1050 (349 amino acids)
Biological process (GO): transmembrane transport
Source: RefSeq, a predicted model, not a curated record
AUGAGUCUCAAUCGCAAAGAUGAUAGUCCGGACGACAGAGCCGCUCUGCGUCACAGCAUAGGACAAUUGCCCGCCGGAGCAGCAGAGGUAUUCCCACACACACAGGAAAAGCAACGGAAUUCUGUCCUUGCGGUAGUGGCGAGCAGGUUAUCAGACCCAGUUGUUGCGGCCUUUCUCGGUGGUGGAGUCGCAGGCGCUGUGUCCCGAACAAUCGUCUCCCCGCUCGAGAGGUUGAAGAUUCUACUCCAGGUGCAGAGCGUUGGUCGCGAGGAAUACAAACUCUCCAUAGGGAAAGGACUGGCAAAAAUGUGGAGAGAGGAAGGUUGGAGAGGAUUUAUGCGCGGAAACGGCACCAAUUGCAUUCGAAUCGUUCCCUAUUCGGCGGUCCAGUUUGGGAGUUACAACUUAUAUAAAACGGCAUUCGAACCCACACCAGGCGGAGAACUUACUCCCCUACGGAGACUUACAUGUGGUGGCCUUGCCGGUAUAACGUCGGUCACCUUUACUUACCCCUUAGAUAUCGUACGCACCCGUCUUUCCAUACAAUCUGCGUCCUUCUCGGAGCUCAAAAACCAGCCUCGUACGAAACUCCCUGGGAUGUAUGAGACCAUGUGCCUUAUGUAUAAAAACGAGGGUGGCAUUGUUGCCCUUUACAGAGGAAUUCUUCCCACCGUCGCCGGUGUAGCGCCAUACGUUGGAUUAAAUUUCAUGACCUACGAGUCGAUUCGAAAGUACCUUACACCUGACGGCGACUCUAAUCCCAAUGCUGCGAGAAAGCUAUUGGCCGGAGCUAUAUCUGGCGGUGUUGCCCAGACAUGCACAUAUCCAUUUGAUGUUCUCCGCCGCCGAUUCCAGAUAAAUACAAUGUCUGGCAUGGGGUACAAAUACACCUCCAUCUUCGAUGCUAUCCGAGUCAUAGCUGUUGAAGAAGGUAUCCGUGGCUUCUACAAGGGCAUCGUUCCAAAUCUCCUAAAAGUUGCCCCAAGUAUGGCGAGCAGCUGGCUCAGUUUUGAGUUGACACGGGAUUUCUUCGUUAGUCUCUCAGACUAA